Molecule: messenger RNA, 3687 nt
Organism: Diatraea saccharalis (sugarcane borer)
Lineage: Eukaryota; Metazoa; Arthropoda; Insecta; Lepidoptera; Crambidae
Source: the annotation of a GenBank genome assembly
AUGGAAAUUCCCAACGCAGAAACUUGCGAAGAUAAUAAACCGAAUACACAAAGCGAAUAUUUUGUGUUAGGUACUGCAAUAGCUACAGAAAUGUUUUCUAAAUCACAAACGAGUAAAGAUACUUUCUUAGAACAAACAAAAGCUGCCCGUGAGGAACGCGCCUUGGAAAAAAAACGAGAACAAUCCGCUGUUAAAAUACAAUCUUUGAUUCGCGGAUGGUUAGCACGAAAAAGAUUCAUAACGCGUAUUUUGAAUGAUUUUGAUCAGCUCCUCCCAGAGACCACAAGUAAUAGUUCUCAAGAUGAACCACCUCCAUCAUUGGAUCUCCUUCCAGCCUUAGAUGUAUACAAAGUGACAUGUAGAUUAUUCUUAGUUUUCCAGCAAAAAAGGGAUAGAAAAAGAUUCGAAAAACUCUGUAAAUAUAUAGUACAGAGUUUACAUUCUGAGUCUGUAAAGUGCUCUUAUGUUGGUGUUUUUCUGAACAAAGAAUACAGCUUGCGAUGGAUUUCACAUAUAAAAGAUCUCUUAUAUAAAUGUUGUUUAUAUUUGGAAAUGCUAAAAUUAGAAUCCCCAUUGGACAUGCAGAGCAUCCUCAUACAUCUCCACACUCUGGUCGCAUUCACUGCCACAAACACAUGGGCACUAACUCGAUUAAAAAACUUUGAGAAGCUGAGAGGUGGCAUGACACAGUUAUGUGCAAAUGUUAUGGGAUCACUCUUCCAUAAAGGAUACUACUUGACGUUGAAGUCCCUUCUUCUUCGAGGCCUCUGCAGAGAAAAAGUUUGCUUAAAAAAUAUAGCACUGACAGCUAUAGUGACAUUGUCACUGAGACCGCUUGUCUCUGCCCAGUUUUCAGAAAAACUGCUUACUAUGUAUAUAAUACAGAUUCUAUCUGUUCCCACUCUUGUGUUUCACAUGAAUCAAAUUUCACCAGAGUCAAUAGUAACAUUCCGCACGAAUGGUAUGUUUGAUAAGUGCGUUGAGUUUCUGAGCACGGACCAGAAUAUGCGCAUCGUAUUUAAUACCCUGGAGGGCAACUACGCGCUCUGUCUGCUCGGCAAUCUGGUACAACUGGCACACUCGGAGCGCGAUCAUGCUGCUCCGGAUACAUACUAUCCUACUUUUGUGUUGGUGGUGACUCGUUUCCUGGACUCGUGUCAACAGUAUGUGGUCUGCAAGAAGGGUAAUCUAAGCAACUGGCAUCCGGUACUGGGAUGGUUCUCUCAGGGUCUGGACGCUUAUCUACCACCGGCCAUGACUAAUCUGCGCACUCAACUUUCUUUAUUGUGGGCUGCACCAUUACUACACAAAUUACUGGCGGCGCCACUUAAGGAAAUGUUGGAUGCGGGCGUGACAGGUGAAGAGGGGGCUGGUCCAUCUCAACCAUCCACACCAGUACAAAGUAACAAUCCCGCGGCGUUCAUACGACGAGCUAUAGAAGCUAGAACUAACAGAGGCAACUCUAACAAGAACUAUAGGAAACUCGGCUCUCCGGACUGCACAAAAGCAGCAUUAAUAUGCACAAUGUAUCACACGGCACUGCAGACCAUGAAACAAGUCAGACUAGAUAUACUGACAGGUUUAUGCAACCAAGACGAGAUUCUGUACUCUUUAUGGCAAUUCUUGUGCACUUUGGGGCCAAAUUGUGGCCUAAAGGCGUUUUUGGAUCUACUAGCCGCAAAUACUAAGGCGUCGGCACCGGAGUUCCAAAUGCUAGUACUAUUCGCUGAUUGUAUGACGCAUUACGUCACCAUACUGGACGACAUGGAAAUGUAUGAGCAACAGGACCCGUUUAAGCUACAAGAUUUUGUGAACAUGUCCCAUUUUCUCAACAUGUUCGUCUACAAAUCUAUAAUGGGACAACUAUUUGAUUUAAAGACGAUUCAAAGUAACGAGUUGUUCAGCUGUAUGCACACGCUGCUGCUAGUAUUGUAUCGUCGCGACUGUAGGCGUGUGUACACUCCGCCUAACCAUUGGCUGGUGAGGGAGAUACGCGACUCGCAGUUCAUGGCCGAUUUGGAGAAGGGCAAAAAACCACAACAGGUACUGGUACAGAAGACGCCUCACAUGAUAGCUCACGGCGAACGUGUGAGACUUUUUAGGCGAGCUGUAGCCGAUGAGAAAGUGGUGUUAGGUCUAACUGAGCGCGCGUGCGGCGGUCGCUCGACUCUAGUAACAGUGAGACGCGCGCGACUUGUAGAGGACGGGUACAGGCAACUAGCGGCUCUACCUAGUCGCGCACUCAAAGGAUGCGUGCGCGUACGCUUCAUCAAUGAGCAGGGGCUAGACGAAGCCGGCAUCGACCAGGACGGAGUGUUUAAAGAAUUCCUAGAAGAGACCAUAAAGCGUGUAUUCGAUCCGUCGUUGAACCUGUUCCGUGUAACGAGCGAGGAACGUCUGUACCCGUCACCGACCUCCUGUCUCCAGGAGAACCACCUUCAGCUGUUCGAGUUCAUCGGUCGAAUGCUCGGCAAGGCCGUAUACGAGGGCAUCGUGGUAGACGUUCCGUUCGCGUCAUUCUUUCUCAGUCAAGUGCUCGGUCAGACGCAGCAGGCGCUGUACAGUUGGAUAGACGAGUUGCCAUCACUAGACAGAGAUUUGUACCGCAGUCUUACGUACAUCAAACACUUUCAGGGUGAUAUUUCAUCGUUGGAGCUAACGUUUUCAGUAGACGAAGAGAGAUUAGGAGAAAUUGUGACACACGAAUUGGUGCCAGGCGGGAAAGCUAUUCCUGUCACUAACGAAAACAAAAUCAAUUACAUACAUUUAAUGGCACACUUUAGAAUGCACACGCAAAUAAAGGACCAAACGAAUGCUUUCAUCAAAGGAUUUCGUACUAUUAUAAAUCCGGAGUGGCUGUCGCUAUUUUCAACGCCAGAGCUACAAAGACUGAUAAGUGGCGACAACGUGCCGCUGGACUUGCGAGAUUUGCGUCGCCACACGCAGUACUACGGCGGGUUCCACGACUCACACCGCGUCGUGUGCUGGCUGUGGGACGUCCUGCAGCGAGACUUCACUGAGAACGAGCGCGGGAUGUUCCUGAAGUUCGUAACGUCGUGUUCGAAGCCCCCUGUGCUUGGUUUCGCUCAUCUCAAACCACCGUUUUCGAUAAGAUGCGUCGAAGUUGGUGAUGAUGAAGACACAGGCGACACUAUAGGUAGCGUGAUCCGUGGAUUCUUCACGAUAAGAAAGAAGGAUCCCCUGAAUCGACUGCCCACUUCCUCCACAUGCUUCAAUCUCCUGAAGCUGCCCAACUACCAGAAGCGUAGCACGCUCCGUGAUAAACUGCGGGGCAUACCCACUAACCACACGUCACGGGCAUCCGCCUGGCAACCUAUACCCUGUGGAACGAGAUCUCUGGUUCAGGCUCAGGUGUCUCUUCCCAAACAAGUUGAGUCGUGCAAUGCACAAAUAGUCGUUAGGUGUCGAUGUUGGUCCCAACGACGGUCAUGUUGCCGUGAUCGUGCCGGGGCCCGCCGAGCGGAGAGACCGCGUCCAUCUACCGCACCCACUGAUGUGGCGCCUAGAGGACAACACUUAGCAAAGCAAAGAUGUGUUAGACAAACGCUAUCAUCCAUUUCGCAAUUUGAUCCCACUGAAUGUGAAGAAGAAAUAUUGUCAAUAAGCAAUGUUUUAAAGGCCCCCUCAAAAGAUUGUGAUGUAGGCAUCGUAUUGCUGCAGGCAUGA